ACUCUCAGAUAUUUGUUCUUCACUUGGUAUGCAAGAUUAAAUUGUUAAUUAGAUUUAGUCGUUUUCAUUCUGAUUUAGUAAACUAAAUUGGCAGGUUGUGUCAUAUUUUUUAUACCACCAACCAGAAUCAAUAUGAGGAGACACUAGAACAAUAUAGGAAGGUCCUUAGGUAUGAAGUUAAAAUAAAAUGGCCAAACUGCUUUUAACUUUGUUCAUUUAUUGAUGAUGAUCCAAGGGGACUGUUGAAAGGUGAUGGAAGAGUAAGUGGAAUACCUUAAGUUUGAAUCUGAACAUCUAUUUUGGAUCUUAUGUUGUUACUAAUUAUCUAAUGCUACAUAUGUUUUUGUUAAACGAUGACAUUUCUAGGACUUUUAUCACCAUCAUUUGAAAAUUUCAAAUUGCAGAUAAAAUUCAUUGUUGAUGGUCAAUGGACUAUUGAUCCUCAAAAGGAAUCAGUUUACAAUGGUGGUAUUUGUAACAACAUUCUACUAGUUGACAGAUAACUUCAGCUUACAGGGGAGUCAGUUUAUCGACAAGGUGGGGUUGAUUUAUUUGCCAAAACUUUUACUAAAUACUAAUUCCAAAUCUUACUUCAACCAUGGUUACCCGCUGCUCCUGUUGUCAGUCUGAUGGUGAAAAUAAGACAUUUCUUUGGAUAAAAAUCUGUCGAUCAUCAACUUGCUGUCGAGGAUGAAGUUUGAUAAAAUGUGUUUCAAAAGUAGUUUACUUGAGCUAGCUAUCAUAAAUUGUUUUGAUAUAUUGUUAUGUCUAAUAGAUUAUGAUGAGUAAGUAGCACAGAAAUUCAGAACAUGCAAUUCAUUGAUAACCAUGGUCGUGUCUUGUUUUUCAGAGUACAGACAAAUCAGAUUGCUUCAAAGUAUAAUGCUUUGUACAGGGAAGAAGCAGGCACAAUGCCCAUUGUAGGGGGGGAGGGGGAGCUCGAGAAAUGAUCAUCAGAGUGGAUGAGGUUUGACCUUUACCGAAUAAAAAAUAAGGGCUUCAACCCUCUAGGCUCUAGCAACUGUUGACAUUCAUUUGCCUACAUGCUUUGUUGGGAAAGUGUUGAUGUCUUCCAUGUCCUAAUGUUUUUAAGAUGCUAGUUUAUAAGAAAAUGGAUUGCUGCAUUAAGAAACUCCAUUUCUUAUAUUUCAAGGCAUGGAAACAGCAAACUUCCUCAGUUGUGGUGCUAGCAGCCUACAAACGAUUAGUGUGCCGAAAUAUGUAUUUCUGAUGUUAAUAAGCUCUGAGAGCACAAGUGUCGUGCUCCAAAAAUCCUUGAGGGCUCCUAGAAAUCUAGAACAUGGAAUCUUGCUACGAGGCUUGUACGACUUGGAACUGCUGAAAAUCAGUUCAACUUGUGGAUUAUGAAUAAUUAUCUUGAAAUAAAGCAGCGGUCUUUUC
Messenger RNA from Rubroshorea leprosula, 1401 nucleotides. The record is from the annotation of a GenBank genome assembly. NCBI's taxonomy places the organism in Eukaryota, Viridiplantae, Streptophyta, Magnoliopsida, Malvales, Dipterocarpaceae.